Halichondria panicea is the source of this 2439-nucleotide messenger RNA. RefSeq lists its product as uncharacterized. The transcript has a single exon. Bases 1 to 2439 code for a protein of 812 amino acids. The record is from RefSeq and is a predicted model, not a curated record. Lineage: Eukaryota; Metazoa; Porifera; Demospongiae; Suberitida; Halichondriidae.
AUGAACAAGAUGCUUCAACUAGUGGGCCUGCUAGUGACAACUGGUCUCCUCUCUCCAUGCAUGGCAGAGACCUUCUAUAUUGCUCCAACUCUCCCAGCAACUGACUGUCCUGCACCUUGUCACACCCUAGACCAGUUUGCUCAGAACCAGACUUUAUUAGCUGGCUACAACAACAUCACCCUGACAUUCCUGGAGGGAGUCCACGACCUCAACAGCCUCCUGUAUGUUGUAAGUGAGCUCAAUAUAAUUUUACAGCCAGCACUUCUAAACCAACGGCAACUACUGAAAGUUAUUGGUCGAUCUGACAGACUAGCAAUCAUAGCAAAUGCAUCAAAUAUUUUGAUCAAAGGACUUUCUUUUGAGAAGGUUGCACUAUUUGUCAAUGUAAGUGAUGAUUCUGAAAUCGAAGACCAUAAAGUAACUAUCCAAUGGUGUGACUGGUGUAUUGGUGGCUUGGAAGUAUCUGGAAGUAUAAAUGUUACUGCUGAAAUAAGUGAUUCGAGUUUCAAUGGAUACUCUGUUUAUGGGGAUGGCUUUUUUUCAUACUCACCGCGUCACUUACCAAUGAAUGGAUACUACUCUAUUACACUCCAAAACAGUGUCUUCACUAAAUACACGGAAUAUGGCAUUAUCAGUGUGUACCCAAACUCGUACAUAACAAUCAAAAACUCCACUAUAUCUCAUAAUCGUCAAGGAGCUUUUGUCCAGUUUGUAAAGAAACUUUUGAUUCAAGACAGUAUGAUAUUUCAGACUGACAACUAUGGAUUAUAUACUAAUGUCAUACCAAAUGUGACAAUUGUCAAUUCGGAGAUCAGUGAAAAUAGUGUUGGCUAUGCAUCAUUAAACUCGGGCAUAACACUCAGAAACUCUCGGAUUGAUAGCAAUGAGAUUGGACUUUCACUAGCUAUGAUUGAUGAUGUAUUAUUUUUUGGCCCAAUCGUUGAAAUGGAUCAUUGUAAUUUCACACGAAACAGUGUUGUUGGAAUUUGGUUAUUAACUUACAAAAAAGAAGAAGCAAUUUUCAGGGACUGUAUAUUCGAUAACAGCAGAGAAACACCGAUCCUAGCCUACCAAAGUACCUUCCAGAUGGCAGGAGAAACUGUGUUUUCUAACAAUAUUGCCAAAAGGGGAGGUGGACUGGCCUUGUAUCAAUCAACAGUGUUUUUUGAUUCAGGAUCGACUACACAGUUUGAGAACAAUACAGCUAUUGAGUAUGGUGGGGGGAUCUACAUUGCUACAGCUCCACCUCUUCUUCCGCUGCUACUAGUUGCUGUGGAAAACGGAAUCAAAACAGAGGAUUUGUUUGUCUAUAUCGAUAGUUUUAUCACUAAUAGACCUUGCUUUUAUUCUUAUGCCAGUGGUGAUACUCAAGUGAAAUUUUUUGGGAAUAAUGCUGGUUUUGGUGGAAGAGACAUCUUUGGACUAACAAGAACAUCGUAUUUUGAGGAGCAUUGCUCAGUUUCAGAGCAUAGUAUCUUUGAUUUCGACAAUUCAGUACCAAGUACUUUUCAACUUGCGUCAGACCCUUCUCGAGUGUGUUUCUGUGUAAACGAUACACCACAGUGCCAAAACCGUGCGUACCUUGUAGUUAACGAGACAAGGUUUCCAGGGGAGAGCUUUGAGACUUCUGUAGCUCUCGUGGGAUUCAACUUUAGCAGAGUAACAGGAGCUGUGUUUGCUACUGUGCUGGAUGGGCAGGCUGGAAAUAUCAGUGACAGUCAAAAUAUACAAUCUAUUAAUGCCUAUGUCCAAUGUAGGGAACUAACGUAUACAGUAUUGUCUAACCAAACAAGUAGGCCCCUUAAAUUGGGCCUCUCUGUUAAAGAAUUGUUUGUUCAAGACAAUCAUAACGAUAUAAUUAAAGACAGUGUAAACAGCGUAUACUCCGAUGCAUGCACCGAUACAACCUCCCCACUACUGUGUACAGCUCUUCUCACUACGUCCAUCUACAUUAACAUCACUGUGGAUAACUGUCCACUGGGGUUUCAGCUUAAUAAAACUUUAGGGGUGUGCGAAUGCGACGAAAACACUAAGCAGUUGAAGUUGACCUGUGAUAUUCAAAAUCACACUGGCUACAUCACCAGAGAAGGAACUGUGUGGGUGGGAAUGGACACAGCCAAAAAUGAAACUGACCUUUACUACUGGCAUCAAUACUGUCAUAGUGACUACUGCAAUCAAACCUCAACAUUGGUUGACUUGAGAUCACCUGUUUCACAAUGUAGUUCGAACCGUGCUGGAAUUUUGUGUGGGAAAUGUAAAGGAAACUACAGCCUGCAAUUAGGAAGUAAUCGAUGCAAACAAUGUGACAAUAGUUCUGUUGCUCUGUUGAUAGUGUUCGCCAUCCUUGGAAUUAUACUGGUUGCUAUGAUUACACUCUUCGAUUUCACAGUUGCCAAUGGUACCAUAAAUGGACUCAUAUUCUACGCAAAUGUUGUGUGA